Molecule: messenger RNA, 847 nt
Organism: Gymnogyps californianus (California condor)
Lineage: Eukaryota; Metazoa; Chordata; Aves; Accipitriformes; Cathartidae
Gene: RPA3
Product: replication protein A3
Exons: 4
Coding region: 1-366 (121 amino acids)
Biological process (GO): mismatch repair; DNA replication; double-strand break repair via homologous recombination
Cellular component (GO): nucleus; site of double-strand break; DNA replication factor A complex
Molecular function (GO): damaged DNA binding; single-stranded DNA binding
Source: RefSeq, a predicted model, not a curated record
AUGGGGGACGUCCAUGAGGUGCCGCGGCCGCGCAUCGCCACCGGCCAGCUGGCGCAGCACAUCGGGCAGCCCGUCUGCUUCGUGGGCCGCGUCGAGAAGAUUCAUCCUACUGGGAAGCUUUUCGUGCUUUCGGAUGGAGAAGGAAAGCAUACGACUGUGGAGCUGAGCGAACCUCUAGAUGAAGAGAUCUCAGGAGUUCUUGAAGUAGUGGGAAGAGUAACAAAUCAAGCAACCAUCAUGUGCAUGUCAUAUGUCCAGUUCAGAGAAGAUAAAAGUCCAUUUGAUCUGGAGCUCUACAAUGAAGCACUAAAAAUUAUUCAUGAAUUCCCUGAAUACUUCCCGUUUGGUACUGGGAGGAACAAUUGAUUUUUCUUAGCAUAUAUUUAGAGCUUCAGAGGGCACAACAGUACCGUAGCUUUCUUGCCUGACAGCAUGAUAACAGUUGAAUUUAUUUCCAACAAAUACACUGAAAAGAUGCUGUUACGUGUGCCAUGGAUUGCCAGUGAAGAAUGUUUUCUUUGAAAAUGUAUUUAUUCAGUAAGAAGGAGAACACUUCUGUGGAUAUCUCACUCUCUGUAUAUACAGUGUAUAUUUAACGCUUUUGCAUCCACGAGGAGUGUUCCGUUGCAGGAUUGGACUUGCUAGAAACUGAAGUUUUGUAGGCAUCUUUUUGUUGUUGGUAGAGGUUCUAGGAUACUUUGCAGGAAACUUGUAUUGAAGACAUUUGGUGGGGUUUUAAUGUAAAGAUUUUUUUAUUUCAUUUGCUUUGAUACAAAUUUAUUGAACAUGGGGAGGUAUUUUGCAUCUUGAAAAUGGUCUCUUCUCCAAUAAAAAGGAUCUGACGACA